AGUAAAAGUUGGGUUACUCCGUAGCGUGUUAGUUUAGUAUUUACGUGCUACGCGUUGUUGACAGUCCGGCUCGGCGGGCUCCCGCGUUUCCCGACGGCACGUGAACGCAGCAGCAGGAGCUCAUCUGUUGGACAGGGAAACUAAUCAGGAGCCAAGUAAAGACUUUUCAACACUGCGAGCUAAUAGGCUAGCCAGGCUCCCAAGUCCGCCGUCACCACAAAACCCCCAGUGGAGACUUAGUUUCCGGCGGACACGGCCUCUCUCACAGACCAGAGACAACUUUGGAGCCAUGUUAUAGGGAAGGGGGGAAACAACACUCGUAUCGUUGCGCUUAAAAAGUAUAAAAGCGAGCUGCCUCCGGGUCAGCGAGCUGGCUGCUAGCUGCCCGACGUUAGCUGUGGGGGGAAAAAGAAGUGAAGUGGAGGCUUGAAAACAAACAAACAAACAGACAAACAUGGAGCUGGACGACGUGGUCCUCUACCAGGACGACUCGGGGGACUCGGACGUGAUGUCCGAGCGGGUGGCGGGUCUGGCCAGCUCCAUUUACCGGGAGUUCGAGCGGCUCAUCGAGCGCUACGACGAGGACGUGGUGAAGGAGCUGAUGCCGCUGGUGGUGGGGCUGCUGGAGAACCUGGACUCGGUGUUCGCCGCCAACAAGGAGCACGUCGUGGAGCUGGAGCUGCUGAAGGAGGACAACGAGCAGCUCGUCACGCAGUACGAGCGGGAGAAGGCGCUGAGGAAACACGCCGAGGAGAGAUACAUUGCCUUAGAAGACUCCCAGGAUGGGGAGAAAAAAGACCUCCAGUGUCGACUGGCAGCUCUGGAGUCCCACGGGAGGCAGCUAGAGCGAAAAACGAAGAACUACGCAGACCAGAUAAGCAGAUUUGAGGAGAGAGAAGCGGAGCUCAAGAGGGAGUACAAUGCUCUUCAUCAAAGACACACUGAGAUGAUCCACAGCUACAUGGAGCACCUGGAGCGAGCUAAACACCAGCAUCCGACAACACCAGCAGAGCCGUCAGAUACAGGAACAUCAGCAAAAAGACGGAAAGAGCGCCCCAUCUCCAUGGUGUUCCAGCUUCCUGGGACCGAUGGCACGACCCCUGAAUUCCAGAGGGACCCCGUUGACACCCCGUCUGAACCGUGGAGAUUCAGCAACCUGAGCCAUCCGCAGUCCAACACCAGCCUCAAGUUUGAAGAGCUAUUUUCCCAAAUCAGAGCUGCUGGUGGAAUAUCACAAGGCAGUUUUCUCGACCAGGAUGAAUUGGGCCAUGCAAACCGGGGAACCUCCAAGCCCAGCACACCAGCCAACCAGGGAAAUGUCUCUAAAACGGUCGCCGCUGUGUCCUUAAGCGAUGGAUCCUCUAAAGCCAACGCUCCAUUGUCCUCUCGCGGCGGUCCUGUCACAGCUCUGUCGCCUCAUGAAGUGGCCAAUGGUGAACAUGCACUCGCCUCUUCUACACCACUGUCUACAGCUGCUUCUGAUGCGACCAUGGAGUCGGUGAGCACGCCGGAAAAGAAGCAGGAAUCUUCAGACGGACUCAACAGGAACCUGGACAGGAAAAGUGAGACGUCUGACAGUAGAGAGAACAUGGAAACACUGCAGCAAGGACAGAAGGGUCAGGUUGGAGAAGACAUCCAGGGAUCUGCCACCUCACCGGUGAAAAGUAAAGAUGGAGAGGAGAACACGGAGAAGUCUGAGGUGCAGGCUAUCAUCGAGUCGACUCCUGAGCUGGACAUGGACUUCGAUGGCUGCAGAGGAACAAGCACACCAACUAAAGGUGGCAUAGAGAAUCCUGCCUUCGACCGCAACAACGACUCUUUGUUUGACGAGCUGGCUUCUGCAGGAAAUGACCUCAUAGGCGACAUGGAUGAAGGAGCUGACCUUCUAGAUGAGUUCUCUGUCUGCAACUUGUUAGGUAUGGGUCGGGAGGUUGAACAUCUCAUCCAUGAGAACACCCACCUGCUGGAGACCAAAAAUGCUCUGAAUGUAGUGAAGAAUGAUCUGAUCGCCCAAGUGGAUGAACUCUCCUGUGAGAAGGAGGUUCUGCGAGGAGAGCUGGAGGCUGUAACCCAGGCUAAGACCAAACUGGAGGAGAAGAACAAAGAAAUGGAAGAGGAGCUGAGGAGAGUUAAGGCCGAGCUGGAAGAGGCCAAACAGAAGGUCAAGACUGAAAAUGAGGACGACAGUGACGUGCCCACAGCCCAGAGAAAACGUUUCACCAGAGUGGAGAUGGCCAGAGUCCUGAUGGAGAGGAACCAGUAUAAGGAGAGGCUGAUGGAGCUGCAGGAAGCUGUCAGAUGGACAGAGAUGAUCCGCGCUUCAAAGGAGAAUCCCGCUCUUCCAGAGAAGAAGAAAUCCAGCCUUUGGCAGUUGAUGAGUUUCAGCCGUUUGUUUAGCUCGUCGGGCGGAGCAGGCAAGAAGCCGACGGGGGAGGCCCCGGUCAACGUCAAGUACAACGCGCCCACCUCGCAGAUCCAGCCCUCCGUCAAGAAGAAGAGCAGUACCUUGCAGCAGCUGCCCAGUGACAAGAGCAAGGCGUUUGAUUUCCUCAAUGAGGAACCGCCACCUGAGAGCUCGACAUCACGGCGAGAGCAGAAACGGGCUCAGUACAAACAGGUCAAAGCUCACGUCCAGAAGGAGGAUGGCAGAGUGCAAGCGUACGGCUGGAGCCUGCCCAAGAAAUACAAAACUAAUGGAGGUCAGGCAGACAGCCGGAUGAAGAAUCUGCCUGUUCCUGUCUUCCUCAGGCCUCUGGAUGAGAAAGACCCCACCAUGAAGCUGUGGUGUGCGGCAGGUGUAAACCUGUCUGGAGGGAAAACCAGAGAUGGGGGUUCAAUAGUGGGAGCCAGUGUGUUUUACAGUGACGUGUCAGGUGGCGAGAGCCCCAAGAAGGAGAAAGGCUCACAGAGUAGCCUCGAUAAGCUGGAUCAGGAACUCAAGGAGCAGCAGAAUGAGUUUCGGCAUCAGGAUGAGUUUUCCUCCCUGGUGUGGAUUUCCACCAGCACCCAGUCCAACUCUAACGUCGUCGUCAUCGACGCCAACCAGCCCGGAAACAUCCUGGAGAGCUUCUUUGUUUGUAACUCGCACGUCUUCUGCAUCGCCAGCGUGCCUGGUGCGAGAGAGACCGACUAUCCAGCUGGAGAGGAAGCGUCCUUAAACGCUGAUGCCGGACCAGUGGGAGAGAGUGGCUCGUCGACAGCCAAUAGCAGCUCAGAAGGUGGCGACAGCAUCCUUGGUGGCAUCACGGUGGUGGGCUGCGAAGGCGAGGGAGCGACAGCUGUUCCUCAGACAGGAGAGAGCGCAGACUCCAGACCAGCAGACGAAGCCAUGGAGGCAAUGGAGACCAGUGCUGGACCUCUUGACCACAGUGAGAGUCUGAGGGGGCUCUACACAGAACACGUCUUUACAGACCCACUGGGAGCUCAGCAGACAAGAGAGACCCCAGCUAACUAUUCUCAGAGAGAGAGUGAUCUGCUGAAAGAUGGCGUGAGUUCCAACCCCAGCGUGGAGGAGCAGGACCUGAUGAUAGAAGAAGCUCAGAAAAUGAGCAGCGUUCUGCCCACCAUGUGGCUGGGGGCCCAGAAUGGAUGCGUGUACGUCCACUCGUCUGUUGCUCACUGGAAGAGGUGUCUCCAUUCUGUCAAGCUGAAGAAGCCUGUGCUCGGCAUAGUACACGUGAAAGGACGGGUCCUGGUCAGCCUGUCUGAUAGCACGUUAGCCAUUUUCCACAGAGGAACAGACGGACAGUGGGAUCUGACCAACUACCAUCUGCUGGACUUGGGAAAACAGCACCACUCAAUCCGCUGCAUGACCGUGGUGCACGACAGGGUGUGGUGUGGUUACAGGAACAAGAUCCACGUGGUGCAUCCCAGAGCCAUGAAGCUAGAGAAAUCCUUUGACGCCCACCCUCGAAAGGACAGCCAGGUCCGUCAGCUGGCCUGGCACGGCGAUGGGAUCUGGGUGUCCAUCAAGCUGGACUCUACUCUCAGACUGUUCCACGCACACACACACCAGCACCUCCAGGACAUCGACAUCGAACCCUACGUCAGCAAGAUGCUCGGUACGGGCAAGCUGGGCUUCUCGUUUGUGAGGAUCACGGCUCUGACUAUUUCAUGUAACCGUUUGUGGAUUGGGACCGGUAACGGAGUCAUCAUCUCUAUUCCUCUAACGGAGACCAACAACGUAACCAAGACGUCAGGAAACAAUCCUGGAGGCGUGGUUCGUGUCUAUGGAGACAACAGCGGGGACAAGGUGACAGCGGGGACCGUGGUUCCUUAUUGCUCCAUGGCUCACGCUCAACUCAGUUUCCACGGUCACAGGAAUGCUGUCCAGUUCUUCGCUGCAGUUCCAGGUCAUGCAGACACGUCAGCAUCCGGGCCGGGGGAGACGGCAGCAGACAGGUCCUCUGAUAGCUCGGCUCAGGAGGGAAGCAAGUCCAUGCUGGUGAUGAGCGGAGGAGAAGGCUACAUCGACUUCAGGAUGGGCGAUGAGGACGGGGAAGCGGACGCGGCAGAGAACCCCACCAUGAAGCUGCAGCCCUUCCUGACUAAAGCCGAGCGCAGCCACCUCAUCGUCUGGCAGGUCAUGGUCGGUGAAGACUGAACUCCCGCCGACCGGCCUCUUCAGACCUGAUUUGCCUUUUUUUUUUUUUUUUUUUUUAGACCACAGAAGCAGAGGAGUUGUCGGAGGCGCAAGAUUAAUCAGCACUUAUUUUUUUGCUCCCUCGGUCUUGAACAAUGGAAGCAAAAAAAA
Messenger RNA from Fundulus heteroclitus (mummichog), 4753 nucleotides. It is a transcript of the gene spag9b, whose product is annotated as sperm associated antigen 9b. The coding region runs from base 455 to 4603 and encodes 1382 amino acids. Lineage: Eukaryota; Metazoa; Chordata; Actinopteri; Cyprinodontiformes; Fundulidae. The transcript has 33 exons. Gene Ontology annotation, molecular function: JUN kinase binding; kinesin binding; MAP kinase scaffold activity. The record is from RefSeq and is a predicted model, not a curated record. Gene Ontology annotation, cellular component: cytoplasm. Gene Ontology annotation, biological process: vesicle-mediated transport.